This is a messenger RNA of Seminavis robusta, 1179 nucleotides long. Lineage: Eukaryota; Bacillariophyta; Bacillariophyceae; Naviculales; Naviculaceae. The record is from the annotation of a GenBank genome assembly.
AUGAUGAAGCGGCACGACAGCGACAGCAACCAGAGCAGCUCGUCGACGUCUUCGUCAUCCUCGAACUCCAAUAGCUCUUCGCCCAAACCAGCCCCCAAACGCCAACAACAAAAGCAGCAACAAAGACGCAAAGCGUCACUAUCGAGAGAGCAGCAGGUUCUACAAGACUAUGUCCCCAAGUAUCUCAAGCCCUAUGUAUACCCCUAUCAUGGUGAAUUCUGCUACACACCACUCUUUAAAACGCGUUUUAUUGCCCAGCUCAUGGCCGAAGGAUUCUUACCGGUCGCCACACGAGGCAUGCUGCUACCCAAAUUGCAUCAAAAUCGUUCCGUGAUCCAGUUACCCGAUGAAUUGCACGUGUCCAAGUCGGUGCGGAAAAAGUCCAAGCGGUUUUCGAUAUCCGUCAACAAAGAAUUCGAUCAGGUAAUUGAAGGGUGUCAUACCCAACAUGGCAGUCAUUGUUGGCUCUAUCCGCCACUGGUCAAAGCCUUUCGCGAAAUGAUGGGGGCUGGAAAGAUUGAGGCGUCUCCCAUGGACCCCGAAACUGGAAAACCAUAUCCGGAUCGGACCUGGACCGUCCGCUUGUAUACCAUUGAAGUUUGGAACGAGGAAACGGGAGCGCUGGCAGGAGGAGAGAUCGGAUAUACCGUGGGUAGCAUCUACACGAGUCUCACUGGAUUCACCAAAGAAGAUAGUGCCGGAUCGGUACAAUUGAUUGCUCUGGGUAGGCUCUUAUCGGAGUGUGGCUUUACGCUGUGGGAUCUAGGGAUGGAUAUGGACUACAAGCGUGGCAUUGGAGCCAAACUCAUGCCUCGAGACACCUUUGUACAGCAAGUGCAUGCCGUUCGAGAAACACAAGAUCACUUGCUCCUCCCGUCUCGAGAAAGUCCGGCUCAAAAUUGCAAAGAAGUCAUUGACCGGAACCAACCUGCAUCGCAGCAGCAACCACAACAACAGCCAUCACAAAAACCAAAAAAGCAAAAGCAACCAAAAAACAAGAAAAAGGGUCCCAAACCCCCUUCCCAACCCGCAAAUGGAGCUGAUUCGGCCGAAGACAAUGACAGUCGAGAACAAACACACACUCCGCCUGCACCGGAAGCAGAGACACCAGUCAAAAGGGUGAGGAAAUCGGAUCAGCCACCACUGGAGCUGGAGGAGGCAAGCUCGGCCACUUGUUGA